AUGCUGUUGGCGAGGAAUGCACAGCCAGGAAGAGACUUACGAAAGCUAGGGAAGCGACUCCUCAGACAGAGCCGUAUACAUAUACGCGAAUCUCUACAGAAAAUCGACGAAGAGUAUGAUUAUCCCGAUAGGUUGGAAGCUCGUGAAACGUUGCUCAUACGUGUCAUCACAACCAUUGGAGAGGUUGUUCAGUUCUCGCCGAUACUCAUGAGUACAAGUGUACGGCUAUUGGAUGCGCUCAAAACUAUUAUAUCCUCGGACAUCUUCAAUGAGCCUGAUGAAAAACCAGUGGUGAAUCCAGCUAUACCAUCCUUUCAACCAACUCCUAUUCCAUCUCGAGAGCAGUCACCAUCACCGCCUAGCACUCGUGCGCCAUCUCCGGCUCCUUCAACAGCGUCAUCGAACGCGGACGAUCACCCAGUAUCCUCACAGGGUGGCCCUGUGAUACCACCAGACAUUGUGAUAGCAGCGGCUGCCAAUCGUAAGGCUCUGCUCACUCCUAGAGUAAGAGCACAUGCAGUUCUAACGAUUGGAAAAUUCUGUCUUAUGGAUGAGAAGGGUAGCCAAAUCUACUAUUCCCGUUUUCGUGAAGCAGCUGAAACUAAACUCGGACCAUGUGAUUAG
This is a messenger RNA of Cooperia oncophora, 624 nucleotides long. Lineage: Eukaryota; Metazoa; Nematoda; Chromadorea; Rhabditida; Trichostrongylidae. The record is from the annotation of a GenBank genome assembly.